UUUUUCUUUUCUUUUUCUCUUCUUUUUCUCUUCUUUUUAUACAUAUAUGAAAUAGACCAAGAUGUCAUUCAAGUUCGAGUUGGAACAAUGGCAAAAGGCUUGUGACGCAUUUGAUACCAACAAUUACGACCAAGCACUUAAAAUAUUUAUUAGCAUAGCCGAUAGUGCUAAAAUGCAUUUUAAUAUUGGUUCUAUUUUCUUAUGCUUGGAUGAUCAAAAAAGAGCUAUAACGGCAUUCAAUAGAGCAAUCACAAAGGACCCUUAUUUUGCUGUAGGUUACUUUCAACGGGGUGUAUCAUUAUUUCUAUUAGGCGAUUUAGAAUCAGCCAAAAAUGAUUUUGAUAGCGCUUUUCAUAGACUACGGGGUAAUAGCUUAAUUAAUUAUCAACAAUUAGGUCUUCAGUUUCGUUUAUAUUCUUGUGAAGUCUUAUUUAAUCGUGGUAUAUGUCAACUCUAUUUGGGUAAUAUCGAUGCUGGUCUCACGGAUCUCUAUCAUGCACAAAAAUCAAAAGUAACUGAAGAACAUGAUAUCAUCGAUCAAGCCGUUCGUACUCGCGGGAAAGGUUUCUCAGUUUAUUCAUUACCACCUGGUUUACUUUUUCGUCCGUCGGAGUUUAGAUUACAUCAAUUAAAAGGAAUCCAUCUGUUUCAACAAGAUGACGAUACGUCUGUUUCGAAAAGAAAAAAUUCAAUAUUUUUAUAUCAGUCAUCGGAGGAAAAUGAGGAUGUACUAAAAAAGAAAGAGAAAGAUCAAACAUCAUCAACGACAACGAUAAGACCUAAUCCGAUCAAUACACUUUCCUCUUCCUCUUCCUCUUCCUCUUCUUCUUCUUCUUCUUCUUUGAUUUCACCUAUUUCUCCAUCUCCAGUAACGCCUUCUUAUAAUAAUAAAUCUCUUUCAAGACGUCUAAUUGAAAAUGAAUUAAAACGAAAUAGCAGUCAUUUUCUUAAGGAUUCUUAUCGAUAUUCAACAAAUAACCUAUCUUCUUCUCAGCAACAGCAACUGCAACAGCAGCAUCAUCGUCGUCCCUCAUUGACUGAGAAUGAGACUAUCCAUCAUAGUAGACCAAAGACCAUAACACGUACAAUGACGGAUCCAAAUUUAUCUCAGUCAAUAUCAACAGCGACGACUGCAGGAAAAUUAAAAAUUAAAUGUCAUUAUACAGAUACUCGGAUUUUAUUAGCGCCUAUUGAUAUCAGUUUCCAGGAAUUAAAGAAAAGAAUAGCUGAAAAGUUUAAUACCAGUCCGGAUUCUAUUCAAUUAGCUUAUAAAGAUGAAGUUGAAGAGAAGGUACUUAUCAUUGAUGAUGAAGAUUUAGAAAUGGCUCGACAAAUUAAUAGAGCAAGACACCAUAAGCCUUCUGCUGUUGAAAAAUUAGAAAUUUGGAUUUAAUUAUUAUAUUUAUAUUACCACUCUCUUUUCUUUUUUCCAUUAUUAAUAAAUUUGUACAUGGUUAAAAAUAA
Molecule: messenger RNA, 1464 nt
Organism: Cokeromyces recurvatus
Lineage: Eukaryota; Fungi; Mucoromycota; Mucoromycetes; Mucorales; Mucoraceae
Exons: 4
Coding region: 62-1393 (443 amino acids)
Molecular function (GO): protein binding
Source: RefSeq, a predicted model, not a curated record